Messenger RNA from Trematomus bernacchii (emerald rockcod), 2144 nucleotides. Its product is annotated as up-regulator of cell proliferation-like. The record is from RefSeq and is a predicted model, not a curated record. The annotation marks the transcript as partial. The transcript has 6 exons. Lineage: Eukaryota; Metazoa; Chordata; Actinopteri; Perciformes; Nototheniidae.
UGUUUGAAGAAUCUUGAGAGUGUUUCUGCAAUGGAUAACCCUGAUGUGGAGGAACAUUAUGGAGUAUCAGAUUCCUUCCCUGACCCGUGCUGUGAGGACGGAAAGAACACUCCAGCAGCACCAGAGUCCGAACAGCCCAGCACUCCUGUGCAGAACAAAGUCGAUCAGGUCAGCGGGGAGUCAGAGUCUCUGCAUUCGGACACACCUGCUGGUGAAGUGGAGAGUAACAAUGCAACGUGUGGCAGUGAGGUUGAAACUCUGAAAGAGAAACCUGAUGGAGCAUUAAGCAAGCCAACUGAAACAUCUGCCCCCAAAGAGUCCAGCACUCCUGUGCAGAACAAAGUCGAUCAGGUCAGCAGGGAGUCAGAGUCUCUGCAUUCGGACACACCUGCUGGUGAAGUGGAGAGUAACAAUGCAACGUGUGGCAGUGAGGUUGAAACUCUAAAAGAGAAACACGAUGGAGCAUUAAGCAAGCCAACUGAAACAUCUGCCCCCAAAGAGCCCAGCACUCCUGUGCAGAACAAAGUCGAUCAGGUCAGCAGGGAGUCAGAGUCUCUGCAUUCGGACCCACCUGCUGGUGAAGUGGAGAGUAACAAUGCAACGUGUGGCAGUGAGGUUGAAACUCUAAAAGAGAAACCUGAUGGAGCAUUAAGCAAGCCAACUGAAACAUCUGCCCCCAAAGAGAAACACCUAGAGAGCCUUUUGGAGGAACUGGGGUUGGAUCACCACAUUGAAGAGAAGUUAUCCAUAAGCACACUUCUGAGGAUUGACAAGAAGACCAUUACUGAUAAACCUGCUAAGUGUAAUUCAGAUCUUCCAUGGUAUUUUCUGAAGAAACUAAUGAUGGUCAAUGUGACAGCUAGGAAUGUGAAAUGUAUACCUGCACAUGAGUCAAACUGUGAGGAUCACACAGAUGACCUUGAUGAUUUAGAUGAAAGUACACAUUCAGGUGACACACUGAAUCCCCUUGAUAUUGUCACUGCUCUCUUCCUGUGCUCUGAUGGUUUUGUACAGCAGGAAAUGGCCCUCAAAAUGUCCAUGUGUCAGUUUUCCGUGCCUCUGUUGCUUCCCAACUGUGACACAAAGCAGUGCACACUCAUGCUUUGGGCCAUGAGAGACAUUGUUAAAAAGUACAGACCUCAGUCACUUUCAGAGUCCAGGGGAUUUAUUGAAGAGAGAAUUGUUGUCUCUGAACUUCCAAUGAUAUCUUUUGUGAGACUGGGUGAGUGCUCCUUGUCCAAGUCAGAGAUCCUCAAUAAGCUUCUGAGCAAUUCUCAGCAGUACCACGACACCUUUGUUCACCACAACAUGGAGGGUGGUGACAGUCCAAGGAGAAUAUCCAAUGGAUUGGUUGAAAUGACUUGGUACCUCCCUUGUGGGAACAAAAACAUGGAUGUCUUCAGCGAGCCAGUUGCUGUAGCUAACCUUCGUGGGGACAUUGCUUCAUCUCAAACACAAUUUGAUUUCUUGUGUCAGACAUCUGCAGCAGUUUUUGUGUUCUUUGAUGCUUUGGACUCUGAGUGUGAGCUGCUAACCAACCAAAACCACAAGGCCCAGAUCUUCUUGGUGGGUAACCGUCAAAGCAAAGAUUUCAAAUUAGAUGCUGUAAAAAAGGUAGCAACCAAAUUGAGCUUAAAGAAGAUCAACAUCCUUUUGAAAGAAAAGCACAUAAAUGAUGCAAACUUUGUCAAAGAUUUGCGGGGAAAAGUCAGCAAUGUAAUUGAAAAAUCAAAGAUGAAGAUGGGAAUUGAGAAGAUGGCUGACGUUGCCCAUGAACUGGGAAUCUGUGUUGAUGAAGACUCUCCAGAGUGCCAGACUGCGAAGGAAAAUGCAGAUGCCAUCACUGCAGAAAUUCAAGACCUUCUUAAAUACAAAGAAGCUCAGCUUCCCUUGCAAGGCCAGAUAUGGAAGGACCUUACUCGCUUGGAGAAGGAAGAAUUGCGACUUAAGGAUGUUGGGUCUGAAGAUUUAGAAAAGUACAAAAGUGAUCUUCAGCUACAGAAAAAACGUCUUCGGGAAAAACAGAACUCUCAUGACAUCUCAAAGGCAAUGACAUGUUUCAUCUAUGCAAUAUCAAGCCUGGGGAUAGAGAAGAAGGAGAAGGAGGAGGAGAAGAAAGAGGAGGAGGAGAAGGAGGAGGAGAA